CAUAAGCUUUCAUGUUUUUGACUCUCUUUCUCUCUCUCUCACACACACAUACAUAUUCAUAUCUGUCAAAUAAUUUCAUCCAAGUUUUGAAAUAUUUUGAUUCCUUCAACGUCUUUUCGAUAAGAUGCUGUGCAGAGGAAACAAUGCGAUUAAGUGUAGAAAAGCUGGAUCAGUUCCGGUUUACCUGAAUGUUUAUGAUCUUACCUCCAUGAACGGAUAUGCUUAUUGGCUUGGCCUCGGCGUUUAUCAUUCCGGGGUUCAAGUUCAUGGAGUUGAGUACGCUUUUGGAUCUCAUGAACAAGCGACGACUGGAAUCUUCGAGGGAGAACCGAGACAAUGCGAGGGAUUCACGUUCAGGAAGCAGAUACUGAUAGGAUGGACGGAAAUGAGUCUAAGAGAGGUCCGAGGAUUCAUGGAAGAACUAGCUCAAGACUACAAAGGAAUUUCAUAUAAUCUAAUCACCAGAAACUGCAAUCACUUCUGCAAUGAUGUUUGUCUCAGACUCACCGGAACUCCGAUUCCGAGUUGGAUUAAUCGUCUAGCUAGAAUCGGUUUAUUGUGCAAUUGUAUAGUUCCAGCGAGUAUAAACACGACUAGAGUUGGAAUCGAGGACAACAAGGUUUGUAAUGAAGCAGAGAAUAAGUCGAAGCUGAGAAGCCGUUCGAGUAGGUUCACUUCACCUUCGAGUUUCUCCGCAGUCUUCUAAAACGUCGACGUUUGCAUCAUCUCCGGUUAAUCGGACCAGAAGUCACCUCUCUCCGGCCCAUCCUCACUUCAGAUGUUUGAUUCUUCUUUUUCUUCAUUGACAAGCCGUCUCAGAGUGGUAAAUUGGUAAUUAUAUUUUGUUUGUUCCUUUUUUAUUUAUUUAUAUUACUUUUAUUUAGGCACUCUUCAGCCAUGGAGUUGAAAGAAGCUUUGGUUGUUUUAACAACUCAGAAUUUAUAUUCGGUUGGUCUUGGACACCUGGUUGAUUCUUAAGAUAAUUAUGAUAAUCUAGAGAAGUUGAUUUC
This is a messenger RNA of Cynara cardunculus var. scolymus (artichoke), 1010 nucleotides long. RefSeq names its product deSI-like protein At4g17486. The coding region runs from base 125 to 706 and encodes 193 amino acids. Lineage: Eukaryota; Viridiplantae; Streptophyta; Magnoliopsida; Asterales; Asteraceae. Gene Ontology annotation, molecular function: deubiquitinase activity. The record is from RefSeq and is a predicted model, not a curated record. Gene Ontology annotation, biological process: protein deubiquitination. The transcript is spliced from 3 exons.